CGAGUGACCAACGCAUUGACAGGCAACGUCUCACAUUUCGCGCAAAAGGUAGCCAGGUGUGGACGGACACUUUUAUUCGUACAAACUUUUUUUUGAAUAUACGAUUAAGUGUGCAUUUUCAUUUAGUGACUUGUUAUAAACUUAAACGUGAAAAUGGAUAUCUUAAAUAGGGUAGUGGCUGGAUAUCACGAUUUGAUGGACAACAAAAGUGAUCAACGAGUUAAGGAUUGGUUCUUGAUGUCAUCCCCGUUACCUACAUUAGCAAUAUGCCUCACAUACGUCUUCACAGUUAAAGUGCUCGGACCCAAGUUGAUGGAAAACAGAAAACCAUUCGAACUGAAAAAUGUCCUCCUCUGGUACAAUCUGUUUCAAGUUAUUUUUAGUUGCUGGUUGUUCCAUGAGAGCAUAGUUAGCGGUUGGUUUACUGGAUAUAGUUUCCGUUGUCAACCAGUCGACUAUUCGAGAUCACCUGAAGCGAUGCGUACGGUGAGAGGAUGCUGGUGGUAUUACUUCUCCAAAUUCACAGAGUUCUUUGACACGAUCUUCUUCGUAAUGCGUAAGAAGUUUGAUCACGUGUCGAAGCUGCACGUCAUCCAUCACGGAAUUAUGCCGAUGUCGGUCUGGUUCGGCGUCAAAUUCACGCCCGGUGGUCACUCAACAUUCUUUGGAAUGCUCAACACGUUCGUGCACAUUAUUAUGUACUCGUACUAUCUGCUCGCCGCGCUCGGACCUAAGGUGCAGAAAUUCCUCUGGUGGAAGAAGUACCUUACUGCACUACAAAUGGUGCAGUUUGUGUUGGUGUUCUUCCACGCGUUCCAGCUGUUGUUUAUCGACUGCGACUACCCGCGCGCUUUCGUCUGGUGGAUCGGCAUGCACGCUGUUCUCUUCUAUUAUCUCUUCUCUGACUUCUACAAACAGGCUUACCUUAAGAAGGCCAAGAUCGCGAAGGCCAAAGUGAAGGUAGAGAUGGAUACGUGUAAAUCGGAGACAAAAGAGAGGAAGUUAUCUUUGUUGAAUGGCUUCAGCAAUGGCUCCGCGUUGAGCGACGUGCGGCAACGGAUGGCGGGAGCUGUCGCCUCGCAGUGACACAAUUCUCUUGUUACUUUGAAAUAUUUUAACUGUGAUGAACUUUCCUGGCAUUAGUCAAGGUAUACUUAAACUACUGCCAUACUCAAAGACCUUUUUUAAAGAAUCCCUUAGUGAAUUGUCGUACUAAAUCUAAAGGACUUCCUUAAUGUCUCUGAGUGUGGUAGUUAUUCGGCGGAAGAAGCUCAAUUAGUGACAAUAAAUUUAGUUUUAAUUAGAUAUUAAAAUAGCUCUGACAUUGUAGAGUUUUUAUUUGCAAUGGUAAUGUAAGUUUAGCAUAUAAUUUAGUUUUAAAAAUGUUGUAGUUAAGUAAAAUUGUCGAACAAGACUCGUAGGUAUAAAUAUACUUUUUGUAUUAAGUUUCAUAAAAAGGGUUUUAACAUCGGUUAUGAUAAAAAAAUGCUCGAG
This is a messenger RNA of Papilio polytes (common Mormon), 1494 nucleotides long. RefSeq names its product elongation of very long chain fatty acids protein AAEL008004-like (gene Elovl7). Gene Ontology annotation, molecular function: fatty acid elongase activity. The record is from RefSeq and is a predicted model, not a curated record. Gene Ontology annotation, cellular component: endoplasmic reticulum membrane. The transcript has 9 exons. Lineage: Eukaryota; Metazoa; Arthropoda; Insecta; Lepidoptera; Papilionidae. Bases 154 to 1086 code for a protein of 310 amino acids. Gene Ontology annotation, biological process: very long-chain fatty acid biosynthetic process; fatty acid elongation, monounsaturated fatty acid; fatty acid elongation, polyunsaturated fatty acid.